This is a messenger RNA of Darwinula stevensoni, 802 nucleotides long. The record is from the annotation of a GenBank genome assembly. Lineage: Eukaryota; Metazoa; Arthropoda; Ostracoda; Podocopida; Darwinulidae.
AUUUAUGGCCUUUGCUCAGCAGGUUGAGAGGUAUUUUUCCUUUUCACCAGAACACUCAAUGUGAAACAGCUUGGGAGCCUUGUUCAAAGGAAGAAUGAGACAUCCCUUGCGUUUUGCCAUCAAGGCAGAAUGCCAUAAAUCAAAGGCUCGCCAUUCUGUCAUGACCCUCCCUCAUGCAGAAGUGGAAACCCCAGUCUUCAUGCCUGUUGGGACUCAGGGGACAAUGAAAGGCAUUCUCCCUGAGCAGUUGGAGGCUCUUCACUGCAACCUGAUUCUUGGAAACACCUAUCAUCUUGGGAAUCGUCCUGGGGUAGAUAUUCUAAAGAAGGGGAAUGGCUUGCACAAUUGGAUGCAUUGGAACAAAGCUCUUCUAACAGACUCAGGAGGAUUCCAGAUAGUGUCUCUCACUCAGUUAUGUGAACUAACUGAGGAUGGAGUCUCAUUUACAUCACCUUAUGAUGGUAAGCAGACUCUGCUUACUCCAGAGAAAUCAAUAGAAAUCCAAAAUGCCAUUGGAGCUGACAUCAUGAUGCAACUUGAUGAUGUUGUUCAUGUCCUUCACCCAGACAAGGAUCGUGUUGAAGAAGCCAUGUAUAGUUUUACUGAUCCGGUCACUGAGGCAUCCAUCAUUUCCGACAUCAAAGAUCGCUCACGAGAGAGCGGGCCCGGGGAUGAGAGUGAUGGAGAGCAGGACGCAACGUACAAUGCUCUACCGCCGUCUUUGAGCUAUGCCAAUGAUGCAAUGGCGAUUGUGAGAAAAUUCCUCCUCUCACGAGGGGAGGUGCCAGUCGACUCGUUCUAG